AUGACUUCUGGUAGAAAGCGUAAACGCUCACAAUCAUCUGUGAAGAUCGCGAAUGCCAGCCCCAACAGUGCAUCACUUCCUCCCCAAAACAACAAUGGGUUUGGCGUAGCUGAGACUCUUUCGAUGCUCCGCAACGACCAUAGCAAUCCAUCCCAGAAACCUGAAGUGGCACCAAUGAAGAAGCGAAAGAGGGCAGGAAACGAGAAAACCAAGUACCCAACACUGACCUAUGUGGAAGGUCGAUUGCAAUCCUCCAUCAGAAUAGCAGAUUUACAGGGGCUGCUACUUUAUUGCUUCGGUGAUGGCAUUGCACCGCAAUGGAUCUCAAUGAAGCACUCUGGCCAUGUCAGGAAAGUGGUAGUGCUAAUGGUCCCUGGUCUGGAGAUUGGCAUGUUUGAUGGUACUGUUCCGUUAAUGGCUGACAAUCCUCAUGCUUCUGUAUCGGAUAAGAAGGAUUGCAGCAAUUCUGUGGCGCAGAACACUGAAGAUACGUGGAACGAAGUCCGGGCCAGCGAGAAAAGCACAAGUGAAUUUGAUCGGUGGAAAGCAGGUCUUCCCCAGGUGCCGAGCGAAGCACAAUUCAACCCAAGACCACUUUCGGUGGACCAGCUACCCGACGCUCUUAAACCGUUAGCUGAUAUUUUCCCACAUAUCUGGCCUGUCAAAACACCGGGAGACUCAAAAUAUAAUAAAGUGCACUCCCCACUGCAAGCUAUUUUAUUGUCUGCUCUGCCGAAAUCAAAAGAGACAAGUGAACUUAAGGGCCCGAAGCCUCCCCGUGGCAUAGACAACUGGCCAGCGAAACGGACGCCGAUUACUACUUUCAUUAGUUCCAUAAAUGAUUUGAGAGAUAAUGAAUACGUGUUACAUCCCGCGUUAUUCGAUAAACCAGAAGACGCUUCUGCUAAUGCGAAUCUACGAGUCUCGUUGAGGCAGGGCCCCAAUGAUGGCUGGGUGGACACCAAAGUUGACAGGUACUCAGAUGGAACAGUACUCGAGAAUGAUAUUCAAUUAGGUAGCAUAACAGCGGGGCGAGAAAUCCUUUCCCUAGACUGUGAAAUGUGUAUCACUGAAGGAGGGUCUUCGCAACUCACGCGCGUUAGUCUCGUCUCCUGGGAUGGGGAAGUGGUGCUGGAUGAUUUGGUCAAACCGGAUGAACCUAUCAUCGAUUACCUGACACGCUUUUCCGGGAUAACGAAAGAAAUGUUGGAACCUGUGACUACCCGUUUGCCAGACGUCCAGCAGAAGUUGCUAACUUUAUUCACCCCUCGUACUAUUUUAAUUGGCCACUCUCUCAAUUCCGAUCUAUCAGCCCUCAAAUUGACUCAUCCGUUUAUCGUUGACACCUCAAUCAUCUAUCCCCACCCUCGCGGACCCCCCUUGAAAUCAAGCUUAAAAUGGCUAUCACAGAAAUAUCUCGGGAAAGAAAUCCAAAAGGGUCAAGACGGACAUGACUCCAUUGAAGACGCGCGAGCUGUACUUGAACUUGUCAAGCAAAAGUGCGAAAAAGGCGAACGAUGGGGAACAUGUGAUGCUUCUAAUGAAACUAUAUUCCGCCGACUUGCCCGCGCCACUGUCCCGGGGAAAACCGCUAGCGGUGCGACAAAAGAGGGUCGAACAGGGGCUGUUGCUGACUGGGGCAACCCAGAACGGGGAUUCGGCUCUCAAGCAACAGUUGCCUUGGGCUGCAAAAACGAUGAUGAAGUGGUUCAGGCCGUGAAACGCGCCGUAAAUGGUGAUGAAGACGGCCGUUUAGUACCUGGCGGUGGUGUAGACUUUACCUGGGCGCGCCUACGUGAACUCGAAGUCUUCCGCGGCUGGUGCAACCGUAUCCCUGAUCCGACAAAGGCAAACGAGUUUGCGGCAAUCCCAGCCCCAGAUCCAUUCGACCCAUCGAAUAGAGAAGCUUUGGCUGAAGCUGACGAUUCAAAAUCCAAGUGCCUCGCCUCAACCGUGGCGAAAACGGUCUCAUGUAUCCAGCAAAUUUUUGAUUCAUUACCGCCAUGCACCUUGUUCAUGGUGUACUCUGGUACAGGCGACCCGCGGGAAGUUUCCCGUCUUCAGGAGCUCCAUAAGACCUACAUGCAGGAGUUUCGAAGCCGGAAGCCGUGGCAUGAACUCAGUGUGAAAUGGACAGAUUCCGAAGAGCAAGCGCUGAAGAGGGCUUGCCAGGUGGCGAGGGAGGGAUGUGGAUUCAUGACUGUAAAGUAG
Molecule: messenger RNA, 2211 nt
Organism: Histoplasma capsulatum G186AR
Lineage: Eukaryota; Fungi; Ascomycota; Eurotiomycetes; Onygenales; Ajellomycetaceae
Product: RNA exonuclease
Exons: 1
Coding region: 1-2211 (736 amino acids)
Cellular component (GO): nucleus
Molecular function (GO): nucleic acid binding; exonuclease activity
Source: RefSeq, a predicted model, not a curated record